Messenger RNA from Prunus armeniaca (apricot), 792 nucleotides. The record is from the annotation of a GenBank genome assembly. Lineage: Eukaryota; Viridiplantae; Streptophyta; Magnoliopsida; Rosales; Rosaceae.
AUGGGCUGCUGCGGGGACGAAGAAAACGACGACGACAUCCUCAACCCUCUCAACCCCACCACCACCACCGAAAUCCUAGACUUCUCCGACUCCACCAUAUCUCCGAUGAACUCUCACUUCUCGGCCUUGACUUGCCGCGACACCCUCCGCCUCAUCUUCGAGAAGCUCCCGAUUCCCGACCUUGCUCGCUGCAGCUGCGUCUGCCGAGUCUGGAACUCGGUCGCCUCCGAUCAGGAGAUCGUCACCAGAGCCUUCAAAGCCCCUUGGAAUCUGAAGCAUGUCAUCGGAAAGCCAGCGUCUGGAAACUUCUGGAGAGACAAUUCUCUCGGAAAAUUCGCCAUCUCGCACCGGAUUGUCCGUGGCGACAGCAUCGCCAGUCUCGCCGUCAAGUAUUCUGUUCAGGUGAUGGACAUAAAGCGUUUGAACAACACGAUGAGCGAGCACGGAAUAUACUCUCGUGAGAGAUUGCUGAUCCCGAUAAGCAAUCCGGAGAUGCUUUUGCAGGCUACUUGUUAUAUUGAAGUGGAUACUUGUGCUAAGAGAGAAGUGGCUGUGCUGUAUUUGGAAGGCGGCCCUGAGCUCCACAAAACGACCAGCAAUGGCAGCUCAAGAACGUCUUCUUGCUCUGCAACUGAUUUGCAGAGUAAGAAGAGGGUGAUUGAGUCACUGAGGAGAAGCAUGCAAGUUGAUGAUGCCACUGCUCAGUACUACUUGACCAUUGCUGAUGGUGAUCCAAGAGCUGCAAUAUCUCAGUUCUCCCAGGACCUCAGAUGGGAAACCGGCUUUGCUUGA